CCUCAGGCCGCCAUUUUGAACGCAAUAUGGCGCCAUUUCACUUUCCUUUCCAAUGUGCCGUCUACUGAGCGUGGAUCCUAAAAAUGGAGGUCGAAAGAGAAGUCUUGUGUCCGGAAAAUAAAGAACUGGCUGCGUACAUGUUGAAAAAGAGGCAAGAGAUGGCGGAAGGAAAGAGAGGGAUAUCCGAAAAUACUGAUAAGACUAUUAUCAAGGCGCACACCAACAUAUGCGGCUGCAAAGCUCAUAUUAGAACCAUGCGGGAUCUUUCUCAAAUCAAGGGUGUGGGGAAGUGGAUUCUGAAGUUAAUGCAAGGGUUUUUUGAGACAGAUUCUGACGCUAUUCCAAAUGAAAGUUCUGAUGAUAAGGGGAAGAAAAACAAGGGACCAAGGCGAUAUAUGCCACAGAAGAACUCAGUGUCAUAUGCCUUGAUAAUCACUCUUUACAGGGGCAUGACAGAUGGAAAUGGGUUUAUGCGCAAACAAGAGCUGAUUGAUGCCGCAGAAGCAAGUGGUCUUUCUCGCGUGCCAGUUGGACCAGAGAAAGGCAAAGGGAAACCUGGGAUUGGAGGUUCAGCAAGAGACUGGUACAGUGGAUGGAGCUGCAUGAAAACUUUAAUAACUAAAGGUUUAGUUGCCAAGUCUAGCUGCCCGGCCAAGUAUAUGCUAACAGAUAAAGGAAAGGAAACUGCCCUUGAAUGUCUAAAAAGAUCUGGAAUGGUUGCAAUUGAUGAAAGUCUGGUCAUAAUGGAUGGAUCUUCAAAUUUGGAUGGGAAGGCCAUUGAAGACGUGGAAUGCUCCGAGAAGGAAUCGCCUGAUGUGGAUGUUGAAACAGAAUCUUUAUCCCAACAAGUAGCAUCACCCCCUCUUCAAUUGUGUGGGCAGAAGAAAAUGAUUGAUAUUCCACCUGCAUGUCUUGACAGGUUUGUGGGGAUGGGGUAUCCCAAGGAACAAAUUAUUCAUGGGUUUUUAAAGGCUUCAGAGGCCUCACCUGGCAGGGACAUAUCAUCACUUUGGCCGACUGUUCUUUGCCACCUUCGAGAAGAUCAAAUAUAUGGCCUAAGUUCUAGUAUAGUUGAUGACAAAGUAGUCCAGUCUUCAUUUGGAGGAUCAUCUGAUGAUCCACAGUCUUCUGCAUUUCCUGGUUUCAUGCAGAACUCACCUUCAUUGAAAUCCUUCCAAUCAACUGCCGUCUCCGUGAGCAGUAAUGGCAGAGAAUUCUCAGAAACUAAAUCUAGUAUCUUAUCAAUGCCUCCUCUGAUGGACAGAGAGAGGUUUGAAGAUGUUUAUGAAGUGGUUUUGAUAUUGGAUGAUCGAGAGCAAUUUGUUAAUCAAGGGCCGCGUCCCAGGAAAAUUGUUGAGAACAUCAGAGUGCAAUUUAAAAUUCAAAUUGAGGUUAGACGGUUACCUGUUGGGGAUGCGAUCUGGAUAGCUCGGCGAAAAAAUACUGGCGAUGAAUAUGUUCUUGAUUUUAUAGUGGAAAGGAAGAAUGUUGAUGACUUACGCUGUUCAAUCAGGGAUAAUCGAUAUAAAGACCAGAAGUUGCGGCUUUUGAGAUGUGGGCUAAAAAAGAGGAUAUAUGUGGUCGAAGGAGAUGCAAAUUUAUCAGAAGCCGCUGAAAGUAUUAAAACAGCUUGUUUUACGACUGAGAUCUUAGAGGGAUUUGAUGUACAAAGAACAUCUAGCUUGGGAGAGACACUAAGGAAAUAUGGCUACCUUACUCAAGCAAUUUAUAAUUACUAUAAUUCAAUGGACUAUGAGCAUAAAAGUCCUGAGAUGUGCCCUCUCUUUAGUUCAUUCAUUAGGAGGUGUGAAGAUUUGGAAAAAAUGACCGCUAGCGAUGUUUUUGCCAUCCAACUCAUGCAGGUUGGACACGUAACAGAAGAGGUUGCAUGCACUGUUCUGGAUAUGUAUCCAACUUUGUUUUCACUUGCACGAGCGUAUUCUCUUCUGGAAAGUGAUGUACAAGCACAGGAGGAAAUGCUCAACAAGCAGAGCAAUAAUUUAAUCAGUGCUGCUGUUAGUAAAAAUAUUUUUCAAUUGAUUUGGG
Cuscuta europaea is the source of this 2046-nucleotide messenger RNA. NCBI's taxonomy places the organism in Eukaryota, Viridiplantae, Streptophyta, Magnoliopsida, Solanales, Convolvulaceae. The record is from the annotation of a GenBank genome assembly.